GUAGUCCGUGAAACUGGUCGGUACUACACGAGCUGGACCACGGAACGAGUCCCCUAGGAGCGCUGGGGUCGUCGAUCAUACGCUUAGUACCCCUGAGUUGGUGGCUGAGCGCGGUCCCCCCACUCAGCACCCGAAGAAGCUCAUGAGCAACGCAGUCGCCGAACGCAAACAGUCGCGUGACGGACACUCUGCCUCCGAAUCCAAUAUCUCGGCGCUACACAACGAUGUGAAUCUCGAAGGGCAGAUACGCAUUGAGUCAAAGGAGCACUGCGGACACGGCGACGAUAGCACGGUAUCCUGCACACGCCGAUCGCCUGGUGCCUCCCGCCAUUUGGUGUUUCACACGAUGCACCAAGCACGAGACUUAGUGAUGCAGCGGCAGCGCGCCUGGCAGGACAAGGCUUCAAAAGUCAACACGGGAUUUACCUAUAAGAAAUCAAAAUUAUGUUCAUCGGAGGUGGAAAGCCCAGUUGCUCGACAAAUCCGGGACAUACAUAGCGAUAUGCGCUCGAGUGCGCGUAUCAUUAAAGAUUCACGUCUCAGGCUGCUCGAGCUGCAGAAGAAACCCGUGCUGUCUGACGGGGAUGUGAAGGAGCUCAGCGACCGACACGAGUUGCUGCUGCGCGAGAUGGAGCGUUUCGGUCGACUAACACAAAACGUGCAGCGCCUCGUUGCCACCGAGGUGCAAGUGCGCACCAAGUUGCGUAAAUCACCAAGAUUUUGCAACGACUUAAUGCCGACUUUCGAAACGUCACUGCAGCACGAGAUGAAGAUGAACCACCCGACAGUGGUGAUGGGCCGCAGCCCGCCGCGUGCUAAUACGUCCGGUGCCGCCAGCUCCUGCCACAGAUCCGAGAUUGACCUCACGCGGAAGCUGAGCGAAAGUUACGACAUGCAGGAGAAGCUGGUCGCGGACAACGCCGACUUAGAGGUCAAGAGGUACAUUCUGUACAAGGAGUUAAUGACGAAGGAUCAGAACCUGGAAACCUGUCGAUCGCAAGUGAAUCGUCUGCAAGGGGAGUUAAAAUUGAUGAGCAAGGAGAAUGCGAUGCUGCAUGAGCGCAUCAAUAAAUGUAACUCUGAGGGCGAUGCCACUGCGAUGAACCAAGAAUUUUCCAUCAAACAGAAAUUAGAUUCUUGCUGUCCGACUCAAGAUAAAUCUGGAAAUCAACAGCUCGUUGCCAAACUCGAGACAUAUAAAUCUUCUACACUACACCUUGAGAAGCAGUUAGGGGGUUUGGAAAUAGAGGUCCGCCACGCACGCGUCGAGAUGGAACAGAUAAAAGCAGCGGCGAUGGCCACAUCCUUCGCUGGUGCCGGAGGGCCCUCGUGCAAGAACGCCAAGGGCGCCAAUACCUGCUUCGACCAACCGCCCGGAGGGCCACCGGUGCCGCCUAUGACCAAGGCUUGCGGCGUCUGCCCCCCAUGUCCAGCACCCUGCAACCCCAACGCCCCGCCGACUCCGGCUGAAAGGGAAGUUGCACGGCUUACUCUUCAACUGCGCCAGACUGAAGAAAACUUUAAAACUAAAGUUACAGAAUGCGCUAUGUUAAGAUCGGAAUUCAUGAAGAAAAAGGAGGAAUUAGAGAAGGAGCGAUGCUUACAUCGCGAAGCACAGAGCAAGCUGCGUGACCUCGAGAUGCGGUUCGAGCGUCUGACUACACACACCAACAUGAUGCUCGGCACCAAAGAGCAGGCCUUAGAGACAGAAAUGAACGUCCGUGCGCUGAAGCAGUGCUAUCGCGAGGCGCGGGAAGAGAUCGAUGAGCUGCGCACUCUAGUCAAAGAGCAGAACGAUCAGUUGCAGGACUACAGGGUCAAGUACAUGCAAGCGCAACAGUUAGUUGAAGAGCAGAAACGGCAAAUAGAACUAAUGGACAUGGAUAACACUAGGAUCAGUGAGCAGAUCAAUCUCGAGAUUCAACGGGUCAAGCUUAAGUUCCAAGAAAAGUUACAAGAGUUAGCCCCGAUUCCGGAUUUGCUUAAGUCGACACAGAUGCGGUUAAAAGACUCGCAGCAAGCGCAGGCCAUCGCCGAGCACAACGCUGAGCAGCUCGCGAGGGAGCUUAAUGUUGCGCGCGAGAAGGUGCAUAUGCUGCUACACAAUAGCGUGAAGCCGCCUGAGAAGCCUGCAGAACGUAACCCCGAUGAGAAGCAGAUAACGCAAUUGAACCAACGCGUUUCGCAGCUCACGGAGAGCAACUUGGCGUUGAAAGCAGAGAUCGAAAGACUCAAAGCCAAUGUCAUACGCAUGGAGGAAGCUGUAUUAGUGAACGAGAAGCGGCUGCAGGAGAAAAUGCACGAAUGCGCGCAACUGGGCGGCGAGUUGGACCGCUCACGCGAUGAAGCUGCGCGUGCUUUGCAGCGUGCCAACGAGCGUCUGGAGACUAACAAGAAGUGUCUCCAAACUACCGUGGCGGAGUUAGAAAGACAAUUAGCAGCGUCUAGAGCUCAAGUGAGAAACGCAGAGAAAGAACGCGAACAAUUGCAAUGCCGCAUGUCGUGUCAAAUAAAGAGGUUGAACGAGAACUUUGAGCAGGCACAGCUUCGCAUCAUGGGUCUGACGACGCAAGUACAAACGCUGCGGCACGCCACCUCAAGCACGGGCGACGGAGACGCCGACCCCAAUGAGACCGAAUGCCUCUGCAAGACCAUGUUCCAAGAUCCUUGACGACCGACAAACUGAACCACCUUUAAUUUGUUUCUUAUUUGCUCUUUGACCGCGUUACGGGAGUUAUAGGGAUAGAAAUUUUCUUUUUUGUACAAAAUGCAUGCGUGUUUUUUCUUUCAUCUUUGUCAUUGUGGAAAUACUGGAAUGUGUAUUCGAGCCGUCGCGCAUCACCUCGGCCCAUCAAAUCUGUAGAACUUAUAAGUCUCGGCACUGUGGUACAACUAAACUGUGGACUACAAACUGCAAAUAUCACGGCUAGACAUAACAUAAAUUGUAUUCUUAAUCAAUUUUUUGGGAUUGUGAGCCCAAGUUGGAAGAUGAACGCGUCUCGAAUAGCUAACGUGCUUUCUACAGACAAACAUUAUCUUUUAGCAUGUUGGCCUGUGAUGGUUCAAAACUCUAGGAUUAUAGCUCAUUAAACAAAAUUUUUGGCAUGUCUAUGUACAGAACAGAAUGAUGAUAACAAAUAACAAUUAAUAUUUAAUUGUUUGAGUUUUUAUUGGGCAUUAUUUUACCAACUAACGUUAUUUUAAUUUCGCUCUCGAUUGUUGUACGGAGUUGCCGGUCGCUUCUUUUACACAAAAAUCAAUCUGUUUAUAUCGCGUUCAAAUGUACCGGUGAAGGGUUGUGGCACAUUACCUAUGUUACCGGAGUGGCAUCGCCUGCU
Hyposmocoma kahamanoa is the source of this 3338-nucleotide messenger RNA. Its product is annotated as COP1-interactive protein 1-like. The coding region runs from base 143 to 2671 and encodes 842 amino acids. The transcript has 21 exons. Gene Ontology annotation, cellular component: centrosome. Lineage: Eukaryota; Metazoa; Arthropoda; Insecta; Lepidoptera; Cosmopterigidae. The record is from RefSeq and is a predicted model, not a curated record. Gene Ontology annotation, biological process: regulation of cilium assembly.